CCUAACCUGAAGUUAAUACGUCUUGAAACUGACGUAUAAUUGCAGACGUAGCUUUAACAACAACCUCAACUCUGUUGGGUCUUUAGUAGAAUAAUUCUUAGUUUCUCAAAAACACAGCUAUGAACAAUGUAACUUGAAUCAUUGUAGUAUAGUAGUAUACUAUUCCAAUCAACCAAACAAACAGACACGAUCUUUCCGAGCAUCCCUUUCCGAGCGCGCAGCUGAGCAGAGCUGAGCAGAGCAUUUCCCGGCCGAACCCCACUCGUCUGCCAACUAAUUUCGCCAGCAUCACCAGCUUCACCAUACAUAGUACAUACCUAAUCCAAGUCCAGGGAACCCGACUACCUAUUUAGCAUUAUGGGGGCCUCUCGCGUCCUCCGGCGUUUCUUACCCUUCAGCCGUACGGUGACGCCGCUGCAAGCUGCCACCUAUCUCCUCGGCAUCGCGCUGUUCAGCAUCUCGUUCCUCGUCUUCCUCAACUCCGCCGUGUCCUUCGUCAUCACCGACCUGUUGGGCGUGAAGACGGGCGUCGGCGAUAUCGUCGGCACCCUCGGCUUCGUGGACGAGGUCGUCGCGCUCGUCGCCUGUCCAGCGUGGGGCCUCGUUAGUGAUCGCUUGGGCGUGCGCUGGGUCGCCGUUCUCGGAUACGGUAUUAUUGCUGUCAGUCUGUUCUGCUUCGUCCAGGCCCGCGAUGUGUAUCCCAGCUUGGUGAUUGCGCGGAUCGCCUUCGCGCUGGGCGCGACGGCUGCCGCGACUAUGGUUACGGCUAUCUUGCCCGUGCUUACGAACAACGAGGGGGCGGCGGUUGAGGACGGGGUUGAUGGGGGAAACGAUGAUACUGUAAGUGUGGAAAGCGAGGACUCGAGUCGCAAAUCGAGUCAUCAUCAGAGAGAUAGCGUGGCUAUGAGCUUGGAGAGUGACGCUACUAUUACUCCGGAGAUAUUUACCCAGAACUUGUCACGUAACCGAAGGGGAAGCGGUGGUUCAGAAUACUCUUCAGAUACAUACUGUACCACCGAGGAAAAAGGUGGUAGACCGUCGGCUCUCGCAGGAUACGUCGGCCUGUUCACAGGCUGCGGAGCGUUAGUCGCUCUGGCUCUUUUCUUACCGCUACCGGCACGAUUUUCCAGGAAAGAGGGCGUUACCCCCGCACAGGCCAUCACGCAGAGCUUCUACGUCGUUGGCGCCGUUUCCCUGGUCGUAGCCGUCUUCGUGUUCUUCGGUCUUCGCGGUUUACACGGAGAGGAAGGGAAGGGCUGGCGGAUGCUCCUCGGCUUACGCAAGCAGCAGCAGCAGGAUGUCGAUGAACCUAGCGGUUCCUCCAGAUGCUUUGCGUCUUCGUUGUCCAGAGCAGCGCACAACGGGCCGCUUCCAUACCACAAGCUUCUGAUUUCGUCGCUCCGCCUCGGUGCGACGGACCCGCAUAUUGCGCUCGGAUAUCUGGGAGGCUUCGUAGCACGCGCAAGCACCGUUGCUAUCUCGCUCUUCAUACCGCUUUACGUAAACGCGUUCUUUAUCGGCAACGGGUAUUGCCGCGGUUCGCCUAACGACCCGUCGCCUGACUUGAAAAAGGAGUGCCGCGCCGCAUACGUGUUAGCUUCGAUCUUGACUGGCGUCGCGCAGCUGGCUGCUCUCCUAUGUGCGCCUCUAUUCGGUUACGCCAGUAGAAAGAGCAACGGCAUUAAUAUUCCCCUUGUAUUCGCAUCCCUCCUCGGCGUCGUGGGAUGGAUCGCGUUCCCGCGGCUUCAAAGCCCCGAGUAUGCGAACGUGAGCAACCGCGGCGGGAGCCCGGCUGUUUUCCUCGUGGUAAUGCUGGUCGGCAUCAGCCAGAUCGGCGCCAUCGUGUGCAGCCUCGGAUCCCUAGGCCGCGGUGUCUUGGCUGCUGACGUUCCUAUUAUUUCCAACGACGACGAGGAGGGCAAUGGGGUCCCGCACUCGAAUGACGACGAGACAGAUUCCCUGCUGGGACAGGACGCGGGCGGAAGCAGCGGCAGCGACGCCGGUCCUAGGAGAAUGCAGAGAAGAGCGCUGGUGUCCCGCGUGCAGCUCAAAGGCUCCAUCGCGGGCGUGUACUCGUGGUGCGGCGGCGUCGCGAUUCUGCUCCUGACGAAACUCGGGGGCUACCUGUUUGACGUGGCGUCGCCCGGCGCUCCGUUUUACAUGAUGGCUGUUUUCAACGGUGUACUGUUCGUUGCGAGCACAGCUAUCGGUGUCGCUGUGAGGAGAAGUGGUAGGUCGACGAGUUCCUGAAAAAAAAAAAAAAAAAAAAAAAAAAACAGAAAGAGAAAAGAAAAGAAAAGAUAGGGUUGAAACGAAAGAGAUAAAAGCGCAAAAGGGGAUUAUGACCCUUGUGUAAUUCUUACUAUGUAGAACUAGCGCGAGAUGAACGCGGUCAUUUGAAUGCGAAAAGAGACGAUGAUGUUCUCGUAUUGUAAACUGCCUCUAUUUAUUGCAGCUGACAUGCUUAAUGUACUAGGUACAGAUCUGGG
Messenger RNA from Daldinia caldariorum, 2489 nucleotides. RefSeq lists its product as uncharacterized. The record is from RefSeq and is a predicted model, not a curated record. The transcript has a single exon. The coding region runs from base 358 to 2250 and encodes 630 amino acids. Lineage: Eukaryota; Fungi; Ascomycota; Sordariomycetes; Xylariales; Hypoxylaceae.